Plasmopara halstedii is the source of this 303-nucleotide messenger RNA. RefSeq lists its product as uncharacterized. Lineage: Eukaryota; Oomycota; Peronosporomycetes; Peronosporales; Peronosporaceae. The coding region runs from base 1 to 303 and encodes 100 amino acids. The record is from RefSeq and is a predicted model, not a curated record. The transcript has 4 exons.
AUGGGACAUCGCUGUUUGCUUGCCUUUGUUAAAUACGAAGCACGACCUGAGCGAAAUCAAGUUGAAAACAAGAUCGCGUACAAGAAAGCGCGCUUCGUAGCGCAAACAUAUAUCCUUACUCGUUGGCUAACUAAAGAGGCUACGACGAGUGAUGAAUGGCACCGGGUCUUACAGUCCACUGAAGCACUAUCCAUUCAAAGUGGGAGUGGAACAUCUCUUGUGCCGGCGAAGGACAAAUUUUCUGCAGAUGGCGCUGAGCGUGUUGACACACUUCGAAUUACGCCAUCGUGCAAAAUGACUUGA